AUGGAUUCUAACCAAUCGAAAAGAGGAGGUUCAACGAAAUCACCAUGUCAAACUCCACGUUCGACUGAUAAGUCAAAUCGAGAUCUCAGAACAUUUGACUCAAACUCUAAUCCAGCUACCAAGAAUGAGAAAGAAAAGGGUGUGAAUAUACAAGUUAUUGUUCGUUGCAGACCUUUUAAUUCGGAGGAGACGAGGUUACAAACACCUGCGGUGCUUACCUGCAAUGACCGGAAAAAGGAAGUGGCGGUUGCACAGAAUAUUGCUGGGAAGCAGAUUGAUAAAACAUUUUUGUUUGACAAGGUUUUUGGGCCAACAUCCCAACAAAAGGACCUGUAUCAUCAGGCAGUUUCUCCAAUUGUAUUUGAGGUUCUUGAUGGGUAUAAUUGCACAAUCUUUGCAUACGGGCAAACAGGAACUGGAAAGACAUACACAAUGGAAGGAGGGGCAAGAAAAAAGAAUGGAGAAAUCCCGAGUGACGCUGGUGUUAUCCCUAGAGCAGUAAAACAGAUAUUUGACAUACUGGAAACACAAAGUGCUGCUGAAUACAGCUUGAAAGUUUCAUUUCUUGAGCUCUACAAUGAAGAAUUAACGGACCUUUUAGCACCGGAAGAAACAAAAUUCACAGAUGAUAAAUCAAAGAAACCUCUGGCCCUUAUGGAAGAUGGAAAAGGUGGUGUUUUUGUCCGAGGAUUGGAAGAAGAAAUAGUUUCUACUGCUGAUGAGAUUUACAAAGUCUUGGAGAAAGGGUCAGCCAAAAGACGCACAGCAGAGACUCUUCUCAACAAACAAAGUAGUAGAUCUCAUUCAAUAUUUUCGGUUACAAUCCACAUUAAGGAAUGUACUCCCGAGGGGGAAGAGAUUGUCAAAAGUGGAAAGCUAAAUCUAGUUGAUCUUGCUGGUUCCGAGAAUAUUUCACGAUCUGGUGCUCGAGAGGGUAGAGCCAGGGAAGCUGGCGAGAUCAACAAAAGUUUGCUCACACUUGGACGUGUCAUAAAUGCUUUGGUUGAACACUCUGGUCAUAUUCCAUAUAGAGAAAGCAAGUUGACACGAUUAUUGAGAGACUCAUUGGGAGGAAAAACAAAAACAUGCGUAAUUGCUACAGUUUCACCCUCUGUCCAUUGCUUGGAAGAAACACUCAGUACCCUUGAUUAUGCACACCGUGCAAAACACAUCAAAAAUAAACCAGAGGUUAACCAGAAGAUGAUGAAAUCAGCUAUUAUGAAAGAUUUGUAUUCCGAAAUUGAACGUUUGAAGCAAGAGGUCUAUGCCGCAAGGGAGAAAAAUGGAAUUUAUAUUCCAAAGGAGAGGUAUACGCAAGAAGAAGCGGAGAAAAAGGCUAUGGCUGAAAAGAUAGAGCAAAUGGAAGUAGACGGUGAAGCUAAAGACAAGCAAAUUGUUGUGCUUCAAGAGCUGUACAACUCCGAACAGCUUGUAGCUGCUGGAUUGAGAGAGAAGCUUGAUAAGACUGAGAAAAAGCUCUGGGAAACUGAACAAGCAUUGCUAGAUCUCGAAGAGAAACAUAGACAGGCAGUUGCAACAAUUAAGGAAAAAGAGUACUUGAUAUCCAAUCUCCUUAAAUCUGAGAAAACACUUGUUGACCGUGCUGUCGAGCUUCAGGCAGAAUUGGAAAAUGCAGCAUCUGAUGUUUCCAACUUGUUCGCCAAAAUUGAGAGGAAGGACAAAAUUGAAGACAGUAAUAGAUCGCUUAUUCAAGCCUUCCAGUCACAACUACUACAGCAACUUGAGCUAUUAAACAACAGUGUUGCAGCUUCAGUGACCCAGCAAGAAAAACAGUUGCUAGACAUGGAAAAAGUUAUGGCAUCUUUCGUAUCUGCAAAGACAGAGGCUACUGAAACACUACGGGGAACUUUAGCACAGUUGAAGGAAAGGUACAAUUCAGGCAUCAAGUCGUUAGAUGAUAUAGCAGGGAAUAUGGAUAAAGACAGCCAAUCAACUUUGAAUGACUUGAACUCGGAAGUGACAAAACAUUCUAGUGCAUUGGAAGAUAUCUUUAAAGGAUUCACAUCAGAGGCCUACGCACUACUUGAAGGGCUUCAAGGUAGCCUUCACAAUCAAGAGGAGAAGCUCUCUGCAUUCACACAGCAACAGCGCGAAUUGCAUUCCCGAUCAAUGGAGUCCGCUAAGUCCAUCUCCACGGUGAUGUUAGACUUCUUCAAGACGCUAGACACGCAUGCCACUAAGCUAACAAAGUUAGCAGAAGAAGCUCAAAACGUCAACGAGCAGAAACUAUAUGCAUUUACAAAGAAAUUUGAGGAAUCCAUUGCAAAUGAAGAAAAACAAAUGCUUGAGAAAGUGGCAGAAUUACUAGCAAGUUCACACGCAAGGAAGAAAGAAUUGGUUCAGAUAGCUGUGCAGGAUAUUCGUGAAGGAUCAUCUUCCCAAACCGGUGCAUUGCAGCAAGAAAUGUCUGCGAUGCAAGAUUCAGCUUCGUCCAUCAAACUUCAAUGGAAUGCUCACAUGGACCAAGCAGAAUCUCAUCAUCUCGAUAACAUUUCUGCAGUUGAAGUUGCAAAGGAAGAUAUGCAGAAACUGCUUCUAAAAUGCCUGGAGAAUUCAAGAAGCGGAACUCAACAAUGGAAGACUGCUCAAGAAUCAUUGCUCGAUCUAGAAAGAAGGAAUGUUGCAACAGCAGAUUCUAUCAUCCGAGGAGCCAAAGAAAACAACGAUAAACUACGAGCUCAGUUUUCUUCUGCGGUCAAAACUACUUUAAGCGAUGUGGAUUCCGCAAACAGCGAUAUCCUCUCAUCCAUUGACCAUUCGUUACAGCUCGAUAAAGACGCAUCAGCGGACAUCAAUUCCACAAUCGCUCCUUGUUCUGGAAACUUAAAAGAAGUAAGAACCCACCACGAUGACAACGUUGUCGAAAUCAAACAGAACACAGGGAAAUGUCUUGGUCACGAGUACAAGGUGGAUGAAGCGACGAGCUCAACGCCGAGGAAGAGACAAUACAACAUUCCAACGGUUGGAUCGAUUGAAGAACUUAAAACGCCGUCGUUUGAGGAAUUGUUGAAAGCGUUUAAGUCAUCCAAACAAAUGCAGCUAUCUAACGGAGAAGCUAAACACGUUAGUAACGGUCGACCUCCGUUAACGGCCAUCAACUGA
Arabis nemorensis is the source of this 3123-nucleotide messenger RNA. The record is from the annotation of a GenBank genome assembly. Lineage: Eukaryota; Viridiplantae; Streptophyta; Magnoliopsida; Brassicales; Brassicaceae.